Molecule: messenger RNA, 1226 nt
Organism: Drosophila ficusphila
Lineage: Eukaryota; Metazoa; Arthropoda; Insecta; Diptera; Drosophilidae
Exons: 1
Coding region: 183-1187 (334 amino acids)
Source: RefSeq, a predicted model, not a curated record
AUCCCGUCGCCUUUCCGUUUAACAUCUAUCUCUAGUUUAGUUCAUAGCAUUUUUAGAUUUUUCAACAAUAAAAAAAAAAAAAUAAAAAAAUACCACCCCACCUACCAUUUCAAAAAUCUAAACACUGGCAAUGCACGUGGCCCCCUUCGAACUGAACUAAAUUGUGAGUUAACAAGCGCUAAAUGGCAAACUCGAGAUCUUUGAAAAGCAGCAACUGGCCCGGAAUCUUGGACUCCAGACACGCGCUGAAGAAGUUUUUCCAGCCGAAGCACAGGCUGCCCCCGCUAAAUGCGGAGAUCCAGGAAAGACUGCCCACCUUUGAUCCGCCGAAUUUCGCGGGAGCUGCACCGAAACUGCGACCCCGAAUGAACUCCGACUGGCAGUUGGCCAGUGAUCCCUGUGAUCCCGCGAACGUCUGCGGACCCAAACGAGUGAAGGGACUGAGGGACCGCGAGCGGAAGAAGCUGGAGCGCAAGAUCUGGGCCAGGCCCGCCAAAAUUGUGGCCACCACCCCGGGCACGAGGAGUCCGGAGAAGCCGGAGGCGAGGAAGAAACCCGUUUCACCACGAAAGCUGGUCGGCCAAGCCAAAGCGAAGCGGACGAAGGUGAAUGCGGGGGUUCCGCUCAAGCGGAAGCUGCAUUCCCAACCCUUCUCCUUUCGAGCGCCGCGGCGCAAGAACAUCCUGGUCGUGGACGCCAAGAGGCAUCCGUGGAAGGAGCAGCUGGGGCAUUUGGCUGGCGGAGCGGAGGAGCUGCCGCAGGGAUCUGCAGCUGGGCGGGAGGCCGGCGGGCAGCGACCCGUCUUCAGGAAGACCUGUCGGGCUAAGAAGAAGUCCUUCGGCGUGCCGCUGUGCAGUCGGCCCACCGAGAUCAUGGGCGUGGGCCUGCCCUACUCCCGCCAGGUGCAGAUGCGGCAGGCGAAGCUCUACCAGCAGCCGGAGUACCACGACCAGUACAUGCGGAUGCUCUACCAGCAGCAGCGCCACCAGCAGAUGUACCGCCAGGAGAGGAUGCAGCAGGACUUUGUCCAGCACCCCUACUCCCUCAUCCCGGGAGCCUUCUCCGAGGAGCAGCAGCAGCAGCAACAGCAGCAGGAGCAGAGGAACGUCUACUCGGUGCCCUCCAAGUCGCCGCUGAAGCGAGUGAAAGCUGGAAAGCGGAUGUGCGGCAACUUUUACUACGACUAAAACGGUGGCGUGAUCAAUAAAAGACUGCCAGGAGCCUAA